CUAACGUACAGCAUUCAUGUCUCUCUUUGUGGUCGAGCAAAGAAUUUCAUUAUCGAUCGACUGUACGCCAUUGCAUUUGGACGCCUAUAUAUACACACACAGGUGGAUGCAUCGAUCGAUCUUAGGGAAGUGGCCGAUCGAGAUAGAGAUAGAGAUAGAGAUAGAGAUGGAGCGCUACUACUCGACGCGGGCCGGGGGCGACGUCGCCGGCGGCGGCAACAAGACGGCGUGGGUGUGCGCGACGCCCGGGCCGAUGCUGCUGGCGAGCUUCGCCGUGUCGCCGGACCUCCGCACGACGGAGAAGUUCAUGGUGACGACGACGGUGCUGAUGACGUUCCUCGGCGCGGCGCUGUUCGCCGUCGGGAUCCUCGGCCGGUUCUCCGGCAGGCACCGGGGCCACUCGGCGGCGACGCGCAUCUUCUUCCGGGUCUCCUUCGCGCUCUUUCUCCCCUUCAUGUCCUUCAUGUUCUCGCAGGCCAAGGGCAAGGACGUGCCCUUCCGCGCCUACCUCAUCCUCCUCUGGAUGCUCCUCGUCGAGCUCCUCCGCAAGAAGGUGUACGCCAUGGUGGCGCCCGCCGGCGACACCUUCUCCCGCGGCGUCGGCAGGUACAGUCUCUUCGACGCCGUCGAGGACGCCACGCGCAUGGUCUGGAUCGGCUACCUCAUCUACUCCUACGUCCACGGCUUCGCCGUCAAGGCCCUCUUCGUCAUCCUCUGGAUCUUCGGCGUCGUCAAGCUCUGCAAGCGCUCCAUCAGCAUCCACCUCGCCAAUCGCUCCCUCGACCUCGCCAAGAACGCUGCGCUCGUCUCCGGCUACAUGGCGCAGCUCGUCGGGGCGCACCGACAGCUGGAGCUGGAACGGCCGCUGCUGCUGGCCGACAUUAACGGAGCUGACGUCCGCGGCAACAGCACCAUGAGAGCGUGCAACUACACGGUGAUGGGAGAGAGCCAGCUCAAGACAAGGAAGACGCCCCACGGCAUCGAGGUCGACGGGCUUCACGACAUCCUCGCCGGCGGCGGGACGGAGCAGCUGGUCCGGGUGAGCACCAUCUGGAAGCUGGCGGAGACCGACCCGCUGUUCAAGUACGACGUGCACAGGAAGCAGAAGCUGGAGGACAUCUGCCUCGGGCUGGCCCUCUUCAAGCUGCUCCGGCGGAGGAUAGAGCGCUGCCACAUGGCGGAGAGCAACACCCCGGAGGCGCGGGCCUUCGUUCUCAAGGGCCUCCUUGCCCUCGCCGGAGGCCAGGAAGACGACGCCGCGAACGCCAAGAGGGCGUUCGACGUGGUGGAGAUGGAGCUGAGAUUCAUGGAGGAGUACUACCAGGCCAUCAUCACGCUGGCGCUGCCCAAGCCCACGAUCUUCAUCGCCAACUUCGUCUUCUCCAUCGUCUUCAUCCUCCUCUACUGCGUCGCCGUGCUGCUCGUCACCGGCAACGGCAACAUAUUCAGGGUGCUCGGCUCCCUCUUCCGCGGCCUCAUCGGCCUGUCCAUCGACAUGGUGGUGCAGUACAGGUGCUUCCGCCACCAGGUGUCCGUCCUCGUCGGCAUGGUGUGCUCCUCCUCCGACCUCGUCGUCACCUUCCUCCUCACGCUCACCCUCUUCUCCGUCGAGACGUACGAGCUGGCGCAGUACCUGCUCUCCGACUGGUUCGCCGCCUCCAUGCUCUGCAACUACGCGCGCAAGCCCGCGCUGCAGAAGCAGGUCCGCGUCCAGCGCACCGUCCGCUGCGGCCUCUGGGUCCGGCACCGCUCGCGCCCCGUCAUCAAGGUGCAGCAGGUCACCAUGCUCAAGCUCCACCACCUGCACCCGCGCCGGCUGUGGAUUCUCCUCUCCCGCAUACUCGCGCACCGCCUCGCCGGGCUCAGCCCCGCCGUCGUCACCACCGAGGCCAAGGUGGCCAUCGUCGCGGCCCUCAAGGAAGCCCUCGAGAGCGGCGGCGGCGACGCCGGCGACCUCCACUUCAGCAGCUGCGUGGCCGUGCUGCGCAAGAACGGGUUCGCUGCGCCCGAGUGGGCGUGCGACAGCAGCGGGGGCGCCGCCACGGUGAUCCUGGUGUGGCACCUCGCGACGGCGCUGCUCGAGACCGGCGGCAAGCCGCGGCCGCCCAAGGGCGACGCGGCGGUGACGCUGUCCAGGUACUGCGCCUACCUGGUGUCCUACGAGCCGGGGCUCCUCCCGGACGACCCGGAGUGGACGGAGAAGGCGUACAGAGACAUGAGGAGGGACCUCGGCGGCUUCUUCCAGAGCUGCUGCACCGCCAUGGACCGCCGGAGGAAGCUGCUGCAGCUCUGCGAUGACUGGCACGACGACGAGGCGUCGGCCAUGGCCAGGGGCGUCAGGCUUGGGAAGCAGCUCGAGCAGCAUGCCUCCCGGUCAGACGGCGACUUCGAGAAGGUGUGGACGAUGCUGCUCGACUUCUGGGGGCGGCUGCUCGUCGUCGUCGCGCCGAGGCCGUCGGCGGGGCCGGAGGGGCACGCGCUGGCGCUGGCCCAGGGCGGCGAGUUCAUCACCCACGUCUGGGCCAUGAUGACCCACGCCGGCGUGCGCGUCCACAGGCACCAUGACUAUCAAAGCAUUCCGGUCACCGAUGUGGUAUAGCUAGUCAUGCUCAUGCAUGCAGCAUGCCUGAGUAUGCUUAACUUCUCACGUUAGCAUCUAACGUGUGACAGCCGGAACAGAUUUAUGAUCUCUUCGUAUUUUUAUACGACACCGUUUACUUUGG
This is a messenger RNA of Oryza brachyantha (malo sina), 2723 nucleotides long. RefSeq lists its product as uncharacterized. The record is from RefSeq and is a predicted model, not a curated record. Lineage: Eukaryota; Viridiplantae; Streptophyta; Magnoliopsida; Poales; Poaceae. The coding region runs from base 17 to 2599 and encodes 860 amino acids. The transcript has a single exon.